UGAACAUCUGACACAGAGAGCAGGAGAGAGGAGGAGACUCAGAAAGAGUAGGAUAAACAUCGGGAGAGACAGAACAAUGCCAAAAUUAAGACUAUUGCACACCAAGCGGUGGCUACUUCCUUGUUGCAGAAGGCUAUAUCCAUUCCGAAGCCAGCUACUGAUCUGAUUGAUAGGCCGGCACCGGUAACUGAGCUGCCAGCGCUGGCUAAUGAGAAGGAAGGUACUCGCUUUAGAAAUGGAAAGGGUAGUGACUAGCAUGCCUUUUUCCUCUCUUUUUUUAACAGUAGAUGGCACACUUUCAGAACAACACUAAGCCCAAUAUUUAUACCAGUAUACUAAUAAUUUAAGAAUUGAAAUUGCUGUUGUAAUGGCAAUAGUUUGUGUAAUUUCUCAUACUGUUUUCAUGGACUUUCCUGCUCAGUGUUUCAUGGUAAAGUGCAAUUUAUGGUGUCAUGUUUGAAAACAAUGACACUGAGUGAUGCAAUAUCACCAUUCAAUGUUAUUUAUGUUUGAGAACCAAGGAUUAUCUUGAGGAACCUGGAAAUGAGGUUAGAUUAGUCUUAGAACUAACUUAGAACAAUAAUUAGUAUACCUUCAAACAACUAAUCAAAAUGCAGGAUCAGAAGAGCAGAUAAAACAUUAUUUUAAUAAGGUGAAGUUUCUUGAGACUUAAUGGAGGGUUCUGAAGAGCUAAGAGGUGGAGGGUGAGCAGGGUUCGCUUGACUGAGAUCUAAGGAGUUGAAGGGCUUGGGCUGUCCACUGGAAAUUGAUCCAAAAAUGAUUCUUGAAGGCUUGACGUCUUGACUUUGGCAGGAGGCAGACUGAAGCUUGAAGCCAGCACUAGUAAGUCACAGGAGCUUGGAGCCAGGAGUUGAAAGUCACCUGAGAAGGAGCACACGAAGAGGUUGAUGGGUCCGUUCAUUGUCAUGCUGGGGAACAUUGUUGGGGAUGUGAUGUGUUUCCUGUUCCUGUUUGCUGAGAUCUUCAUCCCCUACACCUGCAGCUUCUGGAUCAUAUUUGGAGGGUACGUCCUCAGUUCCCAGCAUGCAGUGUGUCUCAGGUCUACUCUACAGCCUGUACCGAAUCACUCUGGUGGACGAGUAUGAGUAUGCUGCCAUGGUAACAGUGGACAACGUCAUGGCUCCUCUACUGUGUGGAACGUUCCUGGCAGCGUCCUCCAUCUUGUGUGUCGACCUGCUGAUCGCACUACUAACUGACACCUUCCAGAGGGUGCAUGAUAACUCACAGGCUAAUGCGGUGAUGCAGCAGGCUGCUGUCAUCUUGCAGGUGGAAGAGUCCAUGCCCUGCCUCCACCGUUUCUAUGACAACAAGUACAUCUCCAAACACUGCUCUCCACUGAGCGAGACCUGCGAUAAUAUCACAGAGACUCUGGACCAGUUUCUGGUCCUACAGAAGGCCAUGGAGACAACCAGGAGUUCAAAAGUCCAGACGGAACAAUACCAGCAGAACCAGCUUCAGGUCCAGGAGAACUAUGAGCUUCAAGACUUGCCCAUCCAAGAGUCACAAAAACCUCAGAAACAGGAACUUCAGGAACAAAAGAGCCAUCACUAUAAGGACCAAGAGAGCCCAGGGCAACAGAAUCAGCAGGACCAGGAUUCUCAGCACCUGCGACAGGAGCUCCAGGCCAUACAAGCAGAGUUGAAAGAGCUUCGAACUUUGGUCCAGCAGCUGGUUCAGAUCAGGAAUGACUUUGUUUAAAUAGACUAAGACCAUCUUAUACAAGUUCAGACCAGGUAUCUGGAUCUAGGUACCUUCAGAUUCUUGAGAGCUUGCAUACCUCUUAAAGUGGGGAGAUGUUUACGGAGUUCGUGAUGGACCCUGUAGGUACAUGUGGAUUUAUUGAUUUAAAUAUGUUUGACUUUAAAUGGCGGAAUAAAAAGUCCACCGCGUCAUAAAGCAUCUUUUGGGGGUUCAACGUGGUGUAACGUGUCAGCGCUGGGUCAGCAUUGGCCACGCCCAUCAUAGCACCAGUCAUCAGUUACCUUUAGCUUGCUGUACCAGCUGAGAUAUUUCUACUAAAACAUGUUGACCUGCAGCUGAGUGGAACAGCAAGCAUCAGGGAAAUAGAACAGCUUCUCUUACAAUGUCCCAUGAUGCUCCACAUCUAGCAUUACCUACGGGAAACACACCUGGAACCAGCAGGAAGGGUGUAUAUGUACAAAACUGUGGCAUACAGCCUUUUCCACUCAACAGUUCAGAUGUGUAAAUGAUGAAGUGACCAUGGAAAGGUGCGCAGGUCCACAGCAGAUUCUACAACCCCCAAAACACAUAAAAAUGCCUGAAAAAUGCAUGCCUGAAUAAAAUUAGAUGCAUUUCUUCAACCCUUUUUGAGCACAUGUAGGAGCUUGGCCUGUUUUUAAAGGUAGCAGUCUGAAUAUUAAACCUGAGCCGUGAGA
Molecule: messenger RNA, 2417 nt
Organism: Girardinichthys multiradiatus
Lineage: Eukaryota; Metazoa; Chordata; Actinopteri; Cyprinodontiformes; Goodeidae
Exons: 6
Coding region: 1045-1719 (224 amino acids)
Biological process (GO): calcium ion import across plasma membrane
Cellular component (GO): membrane
Molecular function (GO): calcium channel activity
Source: RefSeq, a predicted model, not a curated record